Messenger RNA from Cyprinus carpio (common carp), 2840 nucleotides. Its product is annotated as protein MGARP-like. Gene Ontology annotation, biological process: anterograde axonal transport. Gene Ontology annotation, cellular component: mitochondrion. The coding region runs from base 155 to 1633 and encodes 492 amino acids. NCBI's taxonomy places the organism in Eukaryota, Metazoa, Chordata, Actinopteri, Cypriniformes, Cyprinidae. The transcript is spliced from 8 exons. The record is from RefSeq and is a predicted model, not a curated record.
UUACCCUGAAAAUUAGUUGGCAACACCGCUUUGAAGGCAGUGCUACGGAAUCCCAGCAGUUGGGAGGGUUUAGUCGAGCGUUUUCUCCUCCCCUCCGUGUGUCUCCGCUCUUUCAGUCAUUCAUUGCGUCUCCGCAGGACUCGCAGUUUGGACGAUGUAUGUGUGCAGAGCAGCCUGGCAGAGGUGUGGGCCUCUCGCGCGACAGUCCCUGUACCGCGCACACCUCAAUAGAGAUGUAGUUCCACGGAGGCUCAUGUCGUUGGUUCCUGGCGGCUCUGGUGAGAAUUUCUUUUACGUCGUCCUCUGCGGUGGAGCCUUCGCAGGUGCCUUGGCAUAUGCUUAUAAAACAGUUUCAACAGACCACGCACGUUUUGUUGAUCGUGUUUCUGAAAUUGAUGCUCGUCCCAAGUCUGACUGGAAACCCAAAGCAUGGCCACCCAAGGGUGGGGAGAAUGGCAAUGAAGAAGCUGGUGCAGAGGAAGGUGAGGUGGCAGAAACUGUAGAGAGCGCAGCCGAGGAGGAUGUUCCUGCUGAGGCACCUGAGGUCUUGCUGGAAACAGCCGAGGCCACUAGAGGGAAGACAGGAACUCUUGAGACCGUUGUGGAAAAGGUUGCCGAGACAGUUGCAGAGACUGCAGAGGUGGUCGCUGAGGUGGCGGGGGUUGUUCAUGAAACAGCAGAGGAAGUGGCAGCGGUGGCACAGGAAGUGCAGAAGGUAGCAGAGGAAGUAGAAGCAGCAGCAAAGGCUGUUGAAACUCCUGUUAUCCAAGCUGAAGAGCCAGCGUCAGAGAGCAACGAAUCAGUCAGCCCAGCAGAAGCAGAACCAGCAAAGCUGGCUGCUGCCUCUGUGAUCGAGGCUGUUCCUAAGGAGUCUGUAUCCAUGGAAGAUGUGCCAGUUGAAGCUGUACCAGAGAAGCCCACUGAGGUUCCUACAACAGAUCAUUUGGAAAGUGAACCUGUAAGAGAAUUGGUAUCCGUUUCUCCAGUUGUAGAAGAGCCACCUGUUGCCACAGUGGUAGAAGAGGCUCCAGUAGUAGAGCCAUUUGAUUCACCAGUAUCCACAGAAGAAGCAUCUGAUGUCCUGGUGAUAGAACAGGAAAUAUUGGUUGUCCCAGUGACAGAAGAGACACCAGUUUCCUCUGUAACAGAAGAGGGAGCAGUUUCCUUGGUUACCGAAGAAGCUCCUGUUGCUGUGGCUGAAGAUGCACCUGUUGUAGCAACCGAAGAACUUGAGGAAACACCUGCAACCAAAGUAACAGAAGAGGUUAUUCCAGUGGUUGAGGAAGGUGUGGAAGUGAAGGCAGCAGAGGCUAUUGUUACAGAGGCUUCGGUAAGUAUAGUCGAUGAAGAAGCAGCAAGUCCAUUUGUGGAAGUUACAGAAAGUGUUGUUGAACCAGAUGUUGCAAGCACAGUGGUAGCUGAGAAAGUUGCUCUAGCUGAAACAUCAAGUGAGCCUGAUUCUUUGGAAGAGCCCAAACGAGACUACAUAGUGGUUAUCUUGGAGGGAGCUCCCAAAACAGAAAAGAAGCCCAUGGUGCUCGGUGUGUCCCCCAUGAUUGGCAAGAUCAUCUCAGCCCCUGAUGAUGGUGAAGAGCCAUCGGGACAGGUAACAGGGCAAGCGCCGUAUGCUUAACGUGCAGAUGCAUUAGCGCCAACUAAAAAAGUUGGGAGCAGUCAGACGUUCUGGGAUAGUAAACUGGUUCCCUGAUAAAGAAUUAGUGAUGUGCCUCGCCCUUUUCUUACUUACCUGACCCCCUGGAUUUCAGUAAUCCUUACACUGGGCCCAGAAGGCUGUUUCCUUCCGACUCUUUCCACUUACAUGCUGUCCACUGGAGAGUGGUUACUUCAUGUGAACUUUCACUUCACUUUGAUGUGAGACAUACAAGUUUGUGACCUAUCUUUAUACCCUUUUUAAAUGGAACUCCAUUCUUUUUGAGUCAACUGCACAUUGGAGCCUAUACUAUAGUGAACCCUACCUCAAACAUCACAUUUUUAGGACAUGUCUUGGAAACGCCAUGUCAAUAGUUACAAUACCAGCAGGGCUAAACAUUUGCCACAAACACUGUCAUAUCUGCAUGCUGACCACCAAUUUUUUGGUUAGACUUCAGGUUCUCCUCUAUCUUCAAUAUAUGCUAUUUUUCAUUUGCAUUAUUUAUGAAUUAACACCAUUUUUAUAUUUGUACCUCUCUACCUCAGCUUGAAAAGACAGUGUUCUCCUUUAACCAGUAACCAGUAUUAUAGUAACCAACUAACAUUACCAAUGUGACAUGAAUAGGUCAAAAAAACAACUGACAAACAGAUAACCUGUAUCAAUAUUAUCAAUACAACAAUAAGCCAUGUUACAAGUCACAUUCCAGUAUUAAUUUUAAAGGCUGACAUUACAAUAUUAUCCAAAAGGUAAACCCCACUGCUGCAUCCUUUGCCUUUGUUUUCUUGUUCUCUCUUAGUUUGUCACCAUCACCAAACCUAUUAUGAAAAUGUUACACUUACUUUGAUACUAGUUUUGAUGCUCAUUUGAUUUGAGAUUUUGGAAUGGUAGACAGAUAUACUAUAUCGAGCCAGAAGGAAAAUUAAUGUCAGAUUAAAAAAAAAAAAACAUACCUAACAAUUUUGUUUCUUAUCUCCUUCAUGUUUCAAAAGGGACCUUAUAAGUGUUAUAGGUAAGAUACAACUUUAUAAUGUGAAUGUGAGGGAAUAAUGUGAAGUAUGGUUUAGUAUAAAGGGUGUGUUCAUGGGUUCUUUUUGAUUUUGUUUUCAGGGUUAGGAAUUUAAUACACAUGCAUGUGCUCUUUUGAAGUUUCACCUUUCACCGUAGGCCCUAACUAGCGUUUUAUUUUAUU